CCUCAGCCCUGCGCUGCGUUGCCCCCCUCCUCCUCCGCCGCCGCCUCAUCCCACCACUCGCUAGUCCAAUCUCGGUCUCUCCCCGCGCCGCCGCCGCCGCCGCGCCAGCCGCCCCUCCCCCCGCGGAAUGGGCGCGCAGGAGGCGUCGGCGGAGGAGGCGCUGCGCACCGCCGCGGCCGAGGUCUCCACCUCCUCGACGACGCGCCGCCUCCGCCUCUUCCGCCACACCCUCCCUCAUCUCCUCGCCAAGGCGUCAGAGUCACCAUCAGAUACAACAUUGUUAGUUGAUCUCAUUUUCCAGACAUUGCUUAUAUAUGAUGAUCGGGCAUCGAGAAAAGCGGUCGAUGAUAUGGUUAUACAGGCUCUUGGUGAAUCUACUUUCAUGAAACCCUUUGCUGCUUCACUUGUUCAGUGCAUGGAAAAGAAUAUGAAGGUUACAAGUCCUCUUGCAUGCUUCAAGCUUCUCAGAUGGUCAUGCUAUCUUCUGAAUUUGAGCCAGUUUGCCAUGCUUUCAAAAGGUGGUUUCUCUAGACUUGCCAAUGCACAAGCAGUGUUAUGUCAAGUCCUAAUGGAUGGCUCAUUUCGUCAGCGCCGUACUUGCAAACAAUUGUUUACCCGUCUUUUCUCUGAGUCUAUGGGAACGUAUAAGAUGUACAUAGAUGAGAUCAGAGAUUCAAGGAUUCCAGUCAGGGACUCUCCUGCUUUCUUAAAUAUAAUGCUGGAUUUUGCCAUCACUUCACCAUCAUUAUAUGCUGAGUACAAGCCACUGUUCCUUGAUUUGUAUGUCAAAACCAUCUUGGGUUCAAAAGACCGGCCAUCACAAGCAUCGGCUGAAGCUUUUAAGCCUCUUUUUUUGGAUAUGGGACAUGAGGACUUUAAAAACAUUGUUGUCCCAUCAUGCAUAAAGAUGCUGAAAAGAAAUCCUGAGAUCGUGCUACAAUCUAUUGGAUAUCUCCUGAAUACAGUCCGUUUAGACCUAAGCAAGUAUUGCAUGGAGUUUUUGCCAGUUGUGCUGCAUCAGGCUCGGCAUUCAGUUGAAGAGAGGAGGAUUAUUGCUUUGAGUACUGUAGGAACAUUGAGUGGGAAGUCUAGUGAUCCAGACACUCUACUUUCCAUGUUCAAUGCUAUUAAAGCAAUUUUAGGAGGCUCAGAGGGCAAAUUAUCAAUUCCAUACCAGAGAAUUGGAAUGAUAAAUGCUUUGGAGCAGUUGUCAAGAUCGCCUCCAAAGCAAAUAAGCAGACUAGCUCCCUCGUUGUCCAGUUUCCUUCUAACGUGCUACAAGGAUGAUGGUAUUGAAGAAGUGAAAUUGGCAGUUCUCUCAGCUUUGGGAUCCUGGGCUUCGGUAUCAACUGAAACUGUACAAGCAGAUGUUGUUUCAUUUAUAGCUGCAGGUUUGAAAGAGAAAGACACUUUAAGAAAGGGGCAUCUAAAAUUAAUACGGGCCAUAUGCAAAAAGUCUGAUUCACUGACUAAGGUUACAUCUUUGUUGGAUCAGUUAAUACAGUUGUCAAAAACUGGUUUUACCAAGGCAACACAGCGGCUGGAUGGAAUCUAUGCCCUCUUUUCUGUAUCAAGGCUUGCUGCUAUUGAUACAAAAGCAGAUGCUGCUGUUCUAAAGGAGAAGCUCUGGACAUUGAUUGCUCAAAAUGAACCCUCAUUGGUCUCUGUCCAGUUGUUUUCCAAACUCACAGAUGAGGAUUGCUUGACCAUCAUGGAUCUUCUCCAAUCACUGUUUGUGGAGCAUCAUUCCCGGGUCCAAGAGUUUUUCUCUGUGCAGUCAUUACUGCAGCUGCUACUGUAUCUAGUUUGCCAUCCAUGUUGGGAAGUCAGAAAAAUGUCUUUUGAUGCUACCAAAAGAAUCCUCUCAAGCUCUAUUGGCUUAGCUGAAGAUCUUCUCUUCUUAUUUACUAAUUGGUUGUCAUUAGUUGGAGAGAGAAUGUCUAUUUUGAAACAAAGUGAUACAGAUAGCACUGCUGAUUCACAAUUACCAUUCAUUCCAUCUACUGAGGUCCUUGUCAAGUGCUUGUUGUUGAUUGCACCUUACGCAGUUGGCCAUAGUCCGAUAUCAUAUUCUCAACUUCUACUGUGCUCCCACCACCCUUGUAUUUCCAGCUCAGAUCGUUCUGCUGGUGUCUGGAAGAGGUUGCAGAGAAGGUUGAAACAACAGAAGAUAUUCUUUAUUGAAUUGAUCUCUCCGAACAUUUCAGUUAUCUGCAAGGAAUUACUUUCGCUGAAUGGUUUAUUUAGUUCCAACAAACAAGUUCAAUGUGCUGCACUAAAUUCAUUAUCAACGCUGAUGACAAUAACACCCAGUGAUGCAUUCCUUGAGUUUGAGAAGCACUUCAUAGGGCUUCCAGAUCUCACUUUGCAUGAUGGCUUCUCUGAGAAUGAUAUUAAGAUACUCUAUACUCCAGAGGGGCAGUUAUCUACCGAGCAAGGAAUUUAUGUCGCUGAGGCUGUUGCAUCCAAAAAUACAAAACUUGCGAAGGGCCGUUUUCGUGCGUAUGAUGAUCAAGACACGGACUCUGCUCAAUCUGGUGCCCCCACAAAGAGUGACAGAAGAGAGUCCUCUAGCAUUGGCAAACGAGAAACAGGGAAAUCCACAAAAAAGACUGCUCCGGCUGACAAGGCCAAGACUGCCAAAGAGGAGGCCAGAGAUUUGCUUUUGAAAGAGGAAGCAUCUGUGCGUGAGAAGAUUGGACAUGUGCAGAAGAAUCUCUCCUUGAUGCUGGAUGCUCUUGGUGAAUUGGCUAUUGCUAACCCUAUAUUUACUCAUGGCCAAUUGCCUUCUCUGGUAAAUUAUGUUGAACCAUUGUUAAGUUCUCCAAUUGUAAGUGAUGCCGCAUUUCGUGCAAUGUUAAACCUAGCACGCUGCACAGCCCCGCCUCUUUGCAAUUGGGCACCUGAGAUUGCUGCUGCUAUCCGUGUAAUUGCGGUUGAUGAUUUUAAAAUGGUUAUGGACCUUAUGCCUGUGAUUGUGGAAGAAGAUAGCAACAAGAAAUCAUCACCUGGCCUCUUUGAGCAAAUAGUAACUGGGCUGACAGUUGCAUGCAAAGCAGGGCCUCUUCCAGCAGAUUCAUUUACUUUUGUCUUUCCGAUAAUGGAGAGAAUUCUUCUUUCUACAAAAAAGACGUGCCUUCAUGAUGAUGUGCUUCAGAUACUAGCCAUGCAUCUAGAUCCAAUAUUACCUCUUCCUCGACCUAGGAUGCUAUCAGUUCUUUAUCAUGUGCUAAGUACCGUUCCUGCUUAUCAUCCUUCUGUUGGACCUAUGCUGAAUGAGUUAUGUCUGGGUCUAAAAAGCAAUGAUUUGGCACAGGCUCUUGUUGGGGUAUAUGCAAAAGAAGUUCAUGUUAGGCUUGCCUGCUUAACUGCUAUAAAGUGCAUUCCUAGCCACUCUGUACAACGGGAUUUACAGGUAUCAACAAGCCUCUGGAUUGCUGCCCAUGAUCCGGAAAAGGUGGUUGCUGAAUUAGCAGAGGAGUUAUGGGAUCGCUUUGGUUUUGAUGUUUUUACUGACUAUUCCGGUAUCUUUGAUGCGCUUUCCCAUAAAAAUUACAAUGUUCGAGCUGCUGCAGCUGAAGCUCUGGCUGCUGCACUGGAUGAAAAUCUUGACAAAAUGCAAGAUACACUUUCUACACUUUUUUCUUUGUACAUCCGAGAUCUUGGUGCUGGAGUUGAAUUUGGAGAUAUACAUUGGCUUGGAAGACAGGGUGUUGCAUUAGCCCUCCAUUCGCUUGCAGAUGUUUUGGGUUCUAAGGAUCUUCCUGUUGUUAUGACAUUUCUCAUAUCACGUGCCUUGGCUGAUCCUAAUGUGGACGUUCGUGGUAGAAUGAUUAAUGCUGGAAUCCUUAUUAUUGAUAAACAUGGAAAGGAAAAUGUCCCUUUGUUGUUUCCUAUUUUCGAGAGCUACUUGAAUAAAAAGGCCUCGGAUGAGGAAAAAUAUGAUCUUGUCAGGGAAGGUGUUGUGAUAUUCACUGGUGCUCUUGCAAAGCAUCUAUCAAAGGAUGAUCCUAAAGUCCACAGUGUUGUUGAGAAGUUGUUAGAUGUCCUGAACACCCCAUCGGAGGCAGUUCAAAGGGCUGUGUCAGACUGUUUAUCUCCACUUAUGGUCUCAAAACAAGAAGAGGCCCAAGCUCUUGUAUCUAGACUUUUAGAUAGGAUGAUGAAAUGCGAAAAGUAUGGUGAACGACGUGGUGCAGCCUUUGGCCUUGCUGGUGUGGUUAAAGGAUUUGGAAUUUCUUCCUUGAAGAAGUAUGGCAUUGCUGCAAUACUGCAGCAAGGUUUGGAAGACAGAGCUUCUGCAAAAUCUCGCGAAGGAGCUUUACUAGGAUUUGAGUGCUUGUGUGAGAAGCUUGGCAAACUAUUUGAGCCGUAUGUCAUUCAAAUGCUACCGUUGCUGCUCGUGUCUUUCUCAGAUCAAGUUCUGGCAGUGCGUGAAUCCGCGGAAUGUGCUGCUCGGGCAAUGAUGUCCCAGCUCACAGGUCAUGGGGUGAAGCUUGUCCUUCCUUCACUUCUUAAGGGCCUAGAAGAUAAAGCAUGGCGUACUAAGCAAAGCAGUGUUCAACUUCUCGGUGCUAUGGCCUAUUGUGCUCCUCAGCAGCUAUCGCAGUGUCUUCCAAAGAUUGUUCCAAAACUUACAGAGGUAUUGACUGACACACAUCCUAAAGUCCAAGCAGCAGGACAGACAGCCCUCCAGCAGGUUGGAAGUGUUAUAAAGAAUCCUGAGAUAUCUGCACUUGUUCCUAUUCUUCUGUCCGCUCUGACAGAUCCAAACAACCACACCAAACAUUCUCUUGACAUCCUUCUUCAGACAACUUUCAUUAAUUCAAUAGAUGCACCAUCACUUGCACUGCUGGUGCCUAUCGUGCAUAGGGGAUUGAGGGAGAGAGGUGUUGAUACCAAGAAGAAAGCAGCUCAAAUAGUCGGAAACAUGUCUUCUUUAGUUACAGAGCCAAAGGAUAUGAUUCCUUACAUAGGGCUGCUCCUACCUGAAGUAAAGAAGGUUCUGGUGGAUCCUAUACCUGAAGUCAGGGCAGUUGCUGCUCGAGCUCUUGGAUCUCUUAUAAUAGGAAUGGGUGAAGAAAUUUUCCCAGACCUUGUGCCAUGGCUAUUAGAUACGCUCAAAUCUGAUAGUAGCAAUGUUGAGCGGUCAGGAGCUGCUCAAGGACUAAGCGAGGUCUUGGCUGCUCUUGGAAAAGACUAUUUUGAUCAAAUUCUUCCUGACAUCAUCCGUAAUUGUUCCCAUCAGAAGGCUUCUGUUCGCGAUGGGCACUUGACACUAUUCCGCUAUUUGCCAAGGUCCUUGGGUGGAGUUUUUCAGAAUUACCUACAGAUCGUUCUUCCUGCUAUAUUAGAUGGACUUGCUGAUGAGAAUGAAUCUGUUCGUGAUGCUGCACUUUCUGCCGGUCAUGUAUUUGUGGAGCAUUAUGCUACAUCGUCUUUACCUUUGUUGCUUCCUGCCAUUGAGGACGGGAUAUUCAGUGAUAAUUGGCGUAUCAGACAGAGUUCUGUUGAACUAUUGGGUGAUCUUUUAUUCAAGGUGGCUGGAACUUCUGGGAAGGCAAUCCUUGAAGGUGGAAGCGAUGAUGAAGGUGCUAGCACUGAGGCUCAUGGGCGUGCAAUUAUUGAUGUACUUGGAAGGGAGAAACGUAAUGAAGUUCUUGCUGCCAUUUAUAUGGUCCGUUCUGAUGUCAGCUUGACCGUCCGGCAGGCUGCAUUACACGUUUGGAAAACUAUCGUAGCAAAUACUCCAAGAACUCUGAAGGAGAUUAUGCCUGUACUUAUGGACACACUUAUUUCAUCACUUGCAUCAUCUUCCUCAGAACGCCGGCAGGUCGCUGGAAGAUCUCUUGGUGAGCUUGUAAGAAAGCUUGGUGAGAGAGUUCUGCCCUCUAUUAUUCCAAUUUUGUCUCAAGGACUCAAGGAUCCUGAUGCUAGCAGGAGACAAGGUGUUUGCAUCGGCUUGAGUGAGGUUAUGGGUAGUGCCGGGAAACAUCAGCUACUAAGUUUUAUGGAUUUGCUAAUCCCUACCAUCCGAACUGCUCUCUGUGACAGCACCCAAGAGGUCCGUGAAUCUGCAGGAUUAGCAUUUAGUACUCUGUACAAGAGUGCUGGACUGCAAGCCAUUGAUGAGAUUGUCCCCACUCUGCUACGGGCUUUGGAAGACGACGAAACAUCUGCGACAGCCCUUGAUGGUCUAAAACAGAUUCUAAGUGUCAGGACUGCAGCUGUUUUACCCCAUAUAUUGCCCAAAUUAGUCCAGCCUCCUCUCUCUUCAUUCAAUGCACAUGCAUUAGGAGCUUUAGCAGAGGUUGCUGGGCCAGGUUUGAAUUCACAUAUUGGAACUGUCCUCCCAGCAUUGAUACUUGCCAUGGAUGAUGAAGAUGCUGAUGUACAAAACUCGGCUAGGAAGGCUGCUGAAACUGUUGUGUUGGUUAUUGAUGAGGAAGGAAUUGAAACAUUAAUACCAGAGCUUCUUAAAGGAGUCAAUGAUAGUCAGGCAUCCAUGCGGCGUGGCUCAGCCUAUCUGAUUGGUUUCCUCUUUAAAAACAGUAAAUUGUAUUUGGCUGAUGAGGCUCCAGAUAUUAUGUCCACCCUAAUUACUUUGUUGAGUGAUACCGAUAAGGCUACUGUAUCAGCUGCUUUGGAAGCAUUUUCGCGAGUUGUUAGCUCUGUUCCAAAGGAACAGCUUCCUACACAUAUAAAACUAGUACGUGAUGCUGUCUCCACUGCCAGGGAUAAAGAACGUAGAAGGAGAAAGGGUGUGCCUAUUCUCGUCCCUGGCUUAUGUCUUCCGAAAGCACUGCAGCCCUUUCUUCCUAUAUUUCAGCAGGGUUUAAUUAGUGGAUCAGCCGAGACAAAGGAACAGGCAGCAGAAGGUCUGGGGGAGUUAAUUGAUGUUACAAGUGAGAAAACUCUUAAGGAGGUUGUUGUGCCGAUUACAGGUCCUCUUAUCCGUAUUCUUGGAGAUCGAUUUCCGUGGCAAGUCAAGUCAGCUAUCCUAUCAACUCUGACUAUCAUCAUUUCUAAAGGGGGGCUUGCACUUAAGCCUUUCCUUCCACAACUUCAGACUACAUUUGUCAAGUGUCUGCAGGAUAACAAUAGAUCUGUUCGAACAAGGGCUGCAUCUGCUCUUGGAAAGCUUAGUGCACUUAGCACGCGAGUGGAUCCUUUAGUUAGCGAUCUGUUGUCCAUGUUGCAGUCAGGGGAUGAUGCAGUCAAAGAAAGCGUACUUUCUGCACUUAAAGGUGUUGUCAGGCAUGCUGGCAAAAGUGUUAGCCCUGUAGUCAGAUCUCGCGGGUGUGAUCUUCUCAAAGAUCUACUUCAGGCUGAUGCUGAUGACGUCCGCAGUUCUGCGGCAAAGGCAAUUGGUACAUUAUGUCAGUACAUGGAGGAGAACGAGACUUCUGACCUGGUGCAAACCUUGUUGAAUAUGGGAACCUUACCAGACUGGUGUACCAGGCAUGGUGCUUUGUUAACAUUCUGUUCGAUAUCGAUGCAUUGUUCAUCUAAGUUGUGCCGUUCGAUGUCAUUUCCUUCUAUUGUUGAUCUUCUGAAAGAUUCUCUGAAAGAUGACAAGUUCCCUGUUCGUGAAGCCUCGACAAAAACUUUGGGGAGGCUACUCUGUUACCAGUUGCAGUCUGAAGCUAGCACCUUGCAACUUAUCCAGUUACUUGCCUUGGCAUUGCGCGAUGAUUCAAGUGAAGUUCGAAGGAGAUCUUUGUCUCGUCUCAAAGCUGCUGCAAAGAUAAAUAACCCAGCCCUUGCUACGCAUCUCUCAAUAUUGGGCCCAGCAAUAGCUGAAGCUUUGAAGGAUACGAACACGCCUGUGCGUGUAGCAGCAGAGCGUUGUGCCCUUCAUGUUUUCCAGUUGACAAAAGGAGCAGACAAUGUUACAAUUGCUCAAAAGCACCUGAACAUGACAGGUUUGGAAGUAAGGAAAAUUGCAAAACUUCCAGAGGAGAGUGAUGGCAGUGAGAGCAGUGACGAUGACAAGAGGAAAUAAAACGCAUUACUCACUGCAGCCACUCGGACCAAAUUUUGCUUCUGUUUGUUGUCCACCCAUAUAUGAUCUUUUCUUCAUAGUUGUGGAAAUAUGGUCAUUUUUCUCCUCCUGGCCAUUGGUAUAAACACCCUUUUUUGACAAAAUACAGUAGCAGAGGAAGACAGUUCGGCGUUGUUCAUAUUCUUCUUACUAGAAAUCAACGUUGUUCAUAAUACAAUGAUAGUGUUAAUGAAGAUUAAUUAAUCCCAGAUGCUGACUCUA
This is a messenger RNA of Oryza sativa Japonica Group (Japanese rice), 8266 nucleotides long. Its product is annotated as protein ILITYHIA. Gene Ontology annotation, cellular component: cytosol. Gene Ontology annotation, biological process: cellular response to amino acid starvation; regulation of translation. Gene Ontology annotation, molecular function: protein kinase regulator activity. The record is from RefSeq and is a predicted model, not a curated record. Lineage: Eukaryota; Viridiplantae; Streptophyta; Magnoliopsida; Poales; Poaceae.